This is a messenger RNA of Corylus avellana, 990 nucleotides long. Its product is annotated as NEDD8-conjugating enzyme Ubc12. The record is from RefSeq and is a predicted model, not a curated record. NCBI's taxonomy places the organism in Eukaryota, Viridiplantae, Streptophyta, Magnoliopsida, Fagales, Betulaceae.
CAGAAAUAUGCUCAAGAUUUUUUCCUCAAGUUCCUGAGAAGUAUUCUGGAGAAACUUGCACGGAAGCUGACAGCUGCCUGCUUACAUAAGCAGAAAGGAAAAAUGAUUAAGCUAUUUAAAGUGAAGGAAAAGCAAAGGGAACUUGCAGAGAAUGCUAAUGGAAAGACACCUGUCAAGAAGCAAAGUGCAGGAGAAUUACGGCUUCACAAAGAUAUCAGCGAACUAAACCUGCCAAAAUCGUGUACCAUAUCAUUUCCCAAUGGCAAGGAUGACUUGAUGAACUUCGAGGUUACCAUUCGGCCUGAUGAAGGAUAUUAUCUAGGUGGUACGUUUUUGUUUUCUUUUCAAGUUUCCCCUAUUUACCCUCAUGAGGCACCAAAAGUCAAGUGCAAGACAAAGGUGUACCAUCCUAAUAUCGACUUGGAAGGAAAUGUCUGUCUCAACAUUUUAAGAGAAGACUGGAAACCCGUUUUAAAUAUCAACACUAUAAUUUAUGGCCUAUUUCAUCUUUUCACGGAACCAAAUUAUGAAGAUCCGCUCAAUCACGAUGCAGCAGCCGUUUUAAGAGACAACCCAAAGCUGUUUGAAUCGAAUGUGCGAAGGGCAAUGUCUGGUGGGUAUGUAGGACAGACCCUCUUCCCGCGUUGCAUAUAGCAGCUGGCUUGUGUUGCUAAGCACCAAGUUCAUCGCUUGAAGGUUCAAGGGCUGUAGAGUGCUGUUUGGACAUGAAUUCUUCAGAAUGUGGAGGCCCUCUGGAAGGUGUUUGUAUGCUGUGUAACUUUUUGUUUUGUUUUCCAUUCUGUAUGCUGUGUAACUUAUUGACAUGUUUGAAUUAUUGGUUGGGGAUAUCCAAUUUUCUUUAUUUUGACGUUGAGUCACCGGGACAAGACUUCAGUUAUGUAUUUAUUUCUUUCAUUUUUCUUGGUUGAAAACAUGCCAUUUACUGCCAUGCUUGGGCAAAUUAUGCUAAAACUCAACUGUCUUCUGUCA